AUGUCUGCUAAACAUUCCAAACUCCCUGCCAAUGCAUCUUCAAGCCAUGAAGUCAUCGAUGAUGUUAGCUCUGGAAAACAAACGACAAAUCCAGAAACUGUGAAGUCCAAAGUCUCCGAUUCCAAAUCUUCUGACAUUGACACAUCGCCGGUCAAGAUUCCAGCUGUGAAGACCACCGCAGAAACCAAAAACGUCGAAGCUUCUGCCGUCGACGCCGGCGAGGCUAAGAAGGUUGAAUCAUCAUCUUCUGGGAAAUCUAGGAAGAAGAAGCGGUCUAAGGAGACCCAUGAAGCUGGAGCUGCCAAGAAAGUGAAGAAGGAUAAGAAGAAGCGUGGUCGAGGAGGUGAAGAGACGACCAAAAAGGUCGAAUCUUCUGUUGUGAAAUCUGAGACCAAGAAGCGGUCUAUUGAAACAGAUGAACCAGAAGCUUCUGCGAAGAAAUUCAAGGGUGAUCCAGAUGAAGUCGACAAGAAGAGUGGUGGAGAAGAAGAGCCACAGAAGAUCUAUUUUCAACGGAUCUGGACGGAGGAGGACGAGAUCACACUUUUACAAGGGGUAAUUGAGUACAACAAGGAUUAUGGGAACUCUUUGGUGGACACAAACGGGUUCUUUGAGCGUAUGAAGAAAUCCUUCAGCUUUGAAGUUAACAAGUCCCAGUUUACGGAGAAGCUGAGGGGCCUGAAGAAGAAGUAUAUUGAUAAAGGGAAGAAGACUUUUGCCAAGGCUCAUGAUCAGAGAGCCUUUGGUCUGUGCAAUAUUAUUUGGGGUCCUGAUGGGAUACUACCUCCUGAGUCUGCCGUGAAAUCUAAGGCUAAGCCGGAUAAGUCAAAGAAAGGAUUGCUUGUGAAGGAAGAUGAUGAGCUGCCUGUUUUCUCAUUGCCUAAAGGUGAGUUGACUGUGAAGAGGCAAUAUUUUGUGUCUAUUGCUGAAUCUAUUGUUCGCUCUGGUGUGGAUGAGAGUUUUGUUCGGCGAAGUUGGAGUAAUCUUGCCCCAGAGCAUAAGAAGACAAUUGAGGAGCAGUGGAAAGAUUUGCAGGUCCAGAACUUUUCCAAGCAAAACGAUAUGAUUCAGAAGGUGGUAAAUCAGUUGGCUGAAUCAAGCCCUUCAGAAGUUUAUUCCUCUUUUGGUUCUAUCUUUUGAUCCAAUAACUA
This is a messenger RNA of Eutrema salsugineum, 1151 nucleotides long. RefSeq names its product probable transcription factor At4g00390. The record is from RefSeq and is a predicted model, not a curated record. Gene Ontology annotation, biological process: regulation of DNA-templated transcription. Gene Ontology annotation, cellular component: nucleus. Bases 1 to 1140 code for a protein of 379 amino acids. NCBI's taxonomy places the organism in Eukaryota, Viridiplantae, Streptophyta, Magnoliopsida, Brassicales, Brassicaceae. The transcript has a single exon.